Molecule: messenger RNA, 1137 nt
Organism: Cadophora gregata
Lineage: Eukaryota; Fungi; Ascomycota; Leotiomycetes; Helotiales; Ploettnerulaceae
Exons: 2
Coding region: 1-1137 (378 amino acids)
Source: RefSeq, a predicted model, not a curated record
AUGCCUCCUCCUCCGCCGGUGACGCCUUCACCACAUCGAUUCGUGAUCAAGAAAGAACGUCCACCGGUUCGCAGUACCCCACUGGCGCAAGAACACACCCCGCGUCCAAGCACUCAAUUUAAUUCAACACCACGUUUUACAUUCUCCUCUACUCCUCGACCUACAGCGUCACAAACCCUUCCUCCGCCGCGAUUCACGCCAUCCACGGCGCGGUUUGUGACGCCUGCGAGCAGGAAGUUGAAGAAUCACGAUGCCAUUGAGCUCUCGUCCGAUGACGGACUGCAAGAAGUCCACGAUUCCAUUGAGACGGAGGAGCAGGAGAUAGACUAUGAGGGGUACCAGUCUGGGGAACUAGAAGAUGAUUAUAAACUCGAAGAACCUAGCCCUAAACGUCGGCGUUUUUCUACGUCUUCGCAGACGUGGGAGGAGGAACAAUAUGAGGAUCAAGAAGAGAUGCUGUUGGACGAGAACGAUAAUACUGAGGACACCUCCUCUUCUCUUCCCAUUUUAUCUUCACCACCAGCUCCGCGCCGACCAAUCUCCACUACAGCUCCACGCUUCCUCCUCUCAACUCCAGCACCACAAUCCACACACCACGACUCUCACUCUUUAUCCACACAAAAUCCACUACCCACACCAUUCCUCAAACCUCCUCGUUUUCGUCCACCAGACCCCUCCUCAGCCGCGCAAGCCCAAUCCGAUCCUCUACCCGACCAAUUCUCUCCACACAGAAAAGGCCAGAAAUAUAUCCCCGGCGGCCUAGCUGCCGAAGUUAGAGACUGGCUUAUGAAUCUGGAAGGAGCAAUUCCAGACAUGAGAGGGAAGAGAAGGGACGAGGAGUGGCUCGUAAAGAUUAUGGUUGAUGAGGUUAGCGGGGGGUCAAAGGAGGGCAUGACGAUGGUUAGAGGACGGCAGAUUCAUACCGUUGAUGUUGAUGUCUAUGGAGAGGUUGGAGAGAUGGUGGAUACGGUGGGAGAGGUAAAGGUUAUACUUGCUGGAGAAGGAGCAGGGACGGGUCUUCAGAAGGGAAGCGCCGUUGAGGUCGGAAAGAUGGUGGGGAUUAAGGGCCCCGUCUGGGAGAUAGUCGUUGAGGGAGUGAAAUGGGGCGUUGGCGUUGAUUGGAAGGUUUUGAGAUGA